GCGCUGGCGGCCGCCAGCGCCGUCGACGCGGCGGCGAUGGACGACGACCGCGCGUCGGCGCCCGCGUCGCUCUGCACGAUCGCCGUGCGCGUCGCCGACGAGCGCCGCGCGCUGCUCACGCUCGACCCGGCGACGACGCUCGCGGAGCUCCUGGCGCUUUUGCCCGGCGAGGGCAUCGAGGCGCCCGUCGCGACGGCGACGUCGUGGGCCGCCGGCGGGCCCGUGCCGCUCGACGGGUCGUCCUGCGGCCCGCCGAAGGCGCUGCGCGUCGCCGACGCGGCGUCGACGCUCCAGACGCUCGGCUGGUUCCCGUCGGGCGUGCUCGUCGUCGAGGCCGCCGCCGCCGCCGCCGCCGCCGCGGCCUCCGCGCCCGGCGCGGCCCCGGCCAAGGCGCCGCCGUCGUCGCUCUUCGCGGCCGUGGCGACGCGCCACGACGCCGCGCCGGCGCUCGACGCGGGGACGACGCGCGCGCGCGUGCGGACCUCCGCGGCCGACACCUCGGCGGACGCGGCGCGCGACGCCAAGGCGCGGAAGACCGACGCCGCGCGGCGCAAGGCCGCCGGCGCGCGCGACCCGAAGACGGCGGCGACGCUCUGGCGCAUGAUGGCCAAGCGCCACGCCGUCGGCCGCGACGGCCUCCGCGAGGAGGACCGGCACUACCUCGUCGUCGACCGGGGCGCCGCGUCGCCGGCGCUCUACUGCUUCUUCUCGCGCCAGGACACGCUCGGCCGCGCGACGGAGGCCGUCGCGGCGCUGCUGCGCGUCUCGCCGGCGGCGGCGGCCCUCGCGCGCGCCGCCGACGGCGCGACGUUCCGCGCGACGGACACGUUGUUCGCGCUCGACGGCGCGCUGCCGUCCUUCUCCUGCGUGUCCUUCGUGCGCGGCGGCGGCGGCGCGGCGGCCGCGCCGUCGCCGGAAGGGGCGGCGGAGGGGGUGGCGGAGGCUUCGGGGGUGGCGGAGGCCGCGGCGCCGACGGCGGCUUCGCCGUCGUCGCCGUCGCCGUCGCCGCCGCCGCCGCCCGCGGGCGCCUACGACCUCGUCGUCAAGUACGACAAGCGGGACCACACCAUCGCGCACCUGACGCCCGCGUCGACCGUCGCGGAGCUCAAGGCCGCGGCCGCCGCGGCGACGGGCAAAAUGACUGCCUUCCGCGACGGCGACGCGGAGCCCGGCCUGCUGCUCGCCAAGGCGACGCUCGCCGCGGCGAAGCGCGAGUACCGCGAGAAGGAGCUGGUGACCUUGAAACCGCGGACGAUCCGCGCGGCGGCGACGAACGGCGUGCUGACGCAAUCCGCCGUGACGCCGCUGACGCGGCUGCUCGCGGAGCCGGCCGCGCCGCGGACCUUCGCGGCCUGCGCCUACGUGCCGCCGCGGCCCGCGAGCGACGACGGCCCGAAGAUGGCGGGCGCCGCGCUCUUCGAGCGCCUGAGCCUCGACGAGGUCCGCGCGACGCUCGCCUUCUGCUCCGCCGGCGCCAUGGGCGCGACGGUCCUCGCCCACCGCGCCUUCGCGCUGCCCGUCGAGGAGACCGCGCGGCUCCUGCUCCGGCCGUACGCGUCCGCGCCGGCCCCGAAACGCUGCGUCGUCAGCGCCGCGUUCUGCGAGCCGGCCUGGCGCGCGCUCCUCGCGGCGCGGCGCUACCACGCCACCGGCGCCGGCAGCUCCCUCGGGGCCGGCGGCGCCCACAGCCUCAUCCUCCGCGCGCGCGCGGUCUCGCGCGGCGACGACGACGACGGCGACGGCGGCGAUACGGGCGGCGUCGUGUCCGCGUGCGGCCGGGGCACCUGCGGCCAGCUGGGUUUAGGGGCCGCGGCCUACGACGUGAGCGUGCCGCGGCCCAUCGUCGCGCUCCGCGACGUCGUCUCCGUGUCCGCGGGCGGGCACCAUUCCUUGGCGGUCACGGCGGACGGCGGCCUCUGGGCCUGGGGCAAGGCGAGCGACCACCAGCUGGGCCUGGGCAACCUCGAGCUCACGGUCGUCGCGACGCCGACGCGCGUCGUCUUGCGGGAGGCCGUGGCCGCGGCGGGCAACGGCGCCGGGCGGCCCGCGCGGUGCGCGCGGUGCUCCGCGGGCGGCGCGCACAGCGUCGCCGUCGACGACGCGGGCGGCGUCUGGUCCUGGGGCCGCAACGCCCACGGCCAGCUCGGCCACGGCGGCACGCGGCCGAGCCCGACGCCCAAGCGCGUGCUGCCGCUCCGCGCGCGAAAAUGCGUCGACGCGGCCGCGGGCGGCUUCCACAGCUUCGUCGUCGUCGACGACGGGAGCCUGUACGCCUUCGGUUUAGGAGCCGACGGGCGGCUCGGCCUCGGCCACUGCCUCAACGCGUCGCUGCCGGAGAAGGUGCCCCUGGACGCGUUCUGCCGCGCCGCGGCGGCGGGCGCGGCGCACGGCGCGGCCGUGGACGACGCCGGCGCGCUCUACACCUGGGGCGACGGGUCCAAGGGGGCGCUGGGCCACCGGGGCCCCAAGCCCAAGUCGACCAAGGCGGGCAAGAAGGAGGGCGGCCUGUCGUCGAUGCCGUCGUGGGAGUCCGCGCGCGCGCUCGGCGAGGUCCUCGCGCACUCGUCGGGCGCGGCGCCGGACAGCGAGCACGCGCCCCGCCGCGUCGCGGCGCUCGCCGACGUGCGCGUCGUCGCCGUCUGCGCGUCGGAGCGCGAGACCGCGUGCCUCGACGCCGACGGGGUGGUCUACGUCCUCGGGCCGCCGGGCGCGCUCUCGUCGUCGGGCGAGCCCGCGGCGACGUCGCCCAAGGCCCGGAGCUCCCUCGCGGGCAUCGGCCGCCCGCGGUCCGGGUCCGGCGCGGCGUCGCCGACGGCGACCGCGGGCAUCGGCCGCGCGCGGUCGUCGUCGACGUCCGGCGCGCCGAGCGCGGCCGGCCCGCGGCCCAAGAGCGCCGUCGUGACCCACACGUUCCACGCGCCCGUCGCCGAGCUCGCGACGUCCGCGCUCCACACGCUCGUCAAGACCUUCGACGACACGUACUUCGCCUGGGGCGACGGCGACGGCGGCCUCUGCCUCGGCGUCGGCGACUCCAAGGGCCGGAGCAAGCCGGCGAUGAUGGUGUGGUGAAGACCUGUGGGAUGCGCGUCCGCCCUAGCUAAAUUCAGG
Molecule: messenger RNA, 3108 nt
Organism: Aureococcus anophagefferens
Lineage: Eukaryota; Pelagophyceae; Pelagomonadales; Pelagomonadaceae
Exons: 2
Coding region: 37-3069 (1010 amino acids)
Source: RefSeq, a predicted model, not a curated record